Triticum urartu is the source of this 1691-nucleotide messenger RNA. The record is from RefSeq and is a predicted model, not a curated record. Lineage: Eukaryota; Viridiplantae; Streptophyta; Magnoliopsida; Poales; Poaceae.
UAGACAUAGACAUAGACAUUCUUCCGUUUCCAUCACUCGAACUCGCGACUACCAGAUGUUGUCCCUUCCUCUUCCUCGCCACGCCGAAGCCCCCAACCCCAAGCUCCCGACCACCUCCGCCUGCCUCCUCCGCCCGCGCGGCCGUCUCCUGCUCGGGUCCAGCAGAUGCAGAGCUGCCACGAAGUAUCAGUCGGCUGAGUCCCCGGAUGCUUCGAGCCUGCGCCUCGCCUCCGUGGCCGCUCCCUCCCCGCCCGCCUCUGUCCGACCCCCAGACGGCGGCGGCCUCCUCCUCCUCCUCUCCGUCGCUGCUUCCGCGGUUGCAAUAUCUGCCAGCUUCAUAUUCUUUUCGGCGAUUCCCUCCAUGUUGGACUGUAAGAGGGCAGCAGAGUCUCUUGAAAAGUCAUUUGACCUCACAAGAGAGAAGCUUCCUGAAAGUAUGGCUUCAGUGAGACUAGUUGCAAAAGAGAUCGGUGCCUUGAGUGUUGAUCUCAGUGACCUAAGUCAAGAAUUGACGAAGGUUGUGAGGAGUUCCUUGAGCAUUGUUCAUACAGCUGACGCUCAACUUCGCCAGCUGGCAACCUCAGCCCAACAAGCAUCUAUCCCUGCCAUGCGUCAUGUGAAUCCUGCUUCGGAUUGCUCGGCCAAGGCCAUGGACACUCUGCAGAUUAUGUCAGUCAAAGUUGCAGCAAUCAACGGGGGCUUGCACUGGCCACUGCAGGUGUUUGGUAUCGUUGCCGCGCGUGAUUACUUGGAUCGUAAGCGCAAUAUUAUUUUCCACCGGCCGAGGACUGACUGCCAAACCAUCACCGAGGAUGAUUGCUACCUAGCACUGGAGGGUCCUACCCAUGCCAUUGUCGUGUCAUAUGAUCCUACAUACCUUGAGGUUUCGCUCAAAGUGAAGGGCGCUACUGAAUCUGAUGAUAAAGAUUUAAGUGCUCUUGUUGUGGUGUUUAGAGCUGGAGCCUGUCCUCAAAGUGUCUUCCCUAGCAGGCUUAGCACGCUGGAAAUUAAUUUUGAUCACAUUUAUCGCUCGGUGGAGGCCACGGUCUUUAUAAGAAUCAUUGGCGGGUCGUGGCCGGAUGGCUUUCGGGGUGUAUUUAGUGCUGCCUCCAGUAGGGAUGACACCCUGCAAGUCAAGUUACUUGACUUUGAAGAUGGUGGGUUGCCUGUUGACGCUAAUGGUGUGAUCACGCUCACACGACGUGUGGUCUCUGCUGCGCUUCAGAGGAACCUGAAGGUUUCUGUAAUGGCAUUUCCAAUAAAUGAGGGAUAUGCUGCUAAGACCAGUGAAGCAGUUUUACAACCUCAUAGAGCCGGUGUAAGCCCCCCAGGAGUCAAUCUCUGUAUUGGCUCGUGUAGUAUGGAGGUUCGUGUUGCUUGGUCCUGUUUCUGUUGUGAGUGGUGACAUGCGACCAUCUUUAACUCAUUUAAUCUGUGUAUUAUAUGUUGGUGUAGUGGUACUGUGGCAUUUGUUCUAUUGGUGUAUGCAAGAAACCUGUUCCUAGUUUUGUACUAGUGGUAAUGUGGCAUCUGUUCUAGUGGCAGGUGGUGUUUUAGUGGUGUAUAUGCUACAAUCCUGUUCCAAGUAGUAGUGUUUUGUACUAGCUUCAGUGAGACUAGUUGGAAAGGAGAUUGAAUGUGGAUCUAGUAGUUACUUUCAGAUGUUGUUCAUUUGCUGUAUCCAGCAUCCA